AUGUCCAAAAAGCAAAGGUGGCAUGAGACGCUGGUUAACAAAAAGACAAACAAACCUACACAGAAAAAUGGAGGAAAGGACCUUGCAGCAUUAGCAGUGCCUGCAUGCGAUGGGGGUAAGCAGACUGGCAGCGGUGCAACUAAAACCAGUGUGAGUUGUGGAAGGAGCAGCAGCCUCAGCAGCAAAGGAGGUGACUCAACAGUAACUGGCAGUAAAUUUGGUGGCAGUAGAAGCAGCCUGAGCCACCAAGGCGGCGCUGGCCACCAGGUUAAUCGACAAGCAUCCCACCCAUCCAAACCAGCUCUCCGCCUGCGUAGCAGCCGAAGCUUCUCAUCCCUACAAGCCACUUCUCUCUCUGCUGCCCCAUUCAUGAGAAGCAGCCGCUCACUCAGCAGACUUGACCAAAGAUCCACUGAAUCAGAUAAAACCUCUGGAAGGUCUCAAGUUAAAAAGGGUCAAAACACAGGGAAAAAAAUUCUGGAUUCGGUCCGUCUGUCAUCCUCUGUGGAACAAUUCAGCAGCUCGUGUCAGCCACAGACAUCGUCCUCUUCUUUGGUUUCCACCACUACAUGUCAUCAUCACAACAUCAAAGAAAAGAAACAAACAAGGGAUGGGGUGUACUCACUGUGUGCAAUGACCUCUGGGAUGAAACGCAACUUGGUCCAAGCAGUGUUGAAAAACGUGCGGCCCGGUCUCACCCAUGACACCACAAGCUCCCUUCCAGAGCAAAAAGUAGAUCAACUGGAAGAGGACAGCACUGGUGAGUGGGAAGAGGCCUCACAGCAACAGCAGCCAGAAAGGACAGCUAUACAGCAGCCAGAGGGAGAGCAGAGCUUGGUUGAUUUACACUCCUCAUCCUCUCUUCUCCCUGUUUCAUCUGCUGCUUCACCUCCUCCAUCACCCACAAGUCCUUCACACCAGGUGGAGGAGGGUGAAGGUGUUCAUGAGUGCCAGCUUCCUGUUGAAACUGCUCAAACCGGUGGGAUAGAAUCAUCAUCAGGUGGUAAAGGAUCCCCAUGUGGCAGCUCUGCUUCCAAGGUUGUGCUGUCAAAUAAUGAGGAUUUUGAGGAACACUCAAACAGGGAGAGUGAAAAUGAGCAGAGUUUGCCACAGAGAGAAGCCACACCCCAGAAAGAUGAACAAUCAGCAUCAGUUAACACCACCUCUGAAUGCACAGAAGAUAAUGAAGCUCUGUCAUUUGAGCAGCAAACUGGACAACUUGUCAAAGAGGUGAGAUUGUUAUUGCACUUAUAA
Messenger RNA from Melanotaenia boesemani (Boeseman's rainbowfish), 1254 nucleotides. Its product is annotated as myosin phosphatase Rho-interacting protein-like. The coding region runs from base 1 to 1254 and encodes 417 amino acids. The record is from RefSeq and is a predicted model, not a curated record. The transcript has 8 exons. NCBI's taxonomy places the organism in Eukaryota, Metazoa, Chordata, Actinopteri, Atheriniformes, Melanotaeniidae.